Tarenaya hassleriana is the source of this 1112-nucleotide messenger RNA. RefSeq names its product deSI-like protein At4g17486. Bases 223 to 969 code for a protein of 248 amino acids. Gene Ontology annotation, biological process: protein deubiquitination. Gene Ontology annotation, molecular function: deubiquitinase activity. The transcript has 4 exons. NCBI's taxonomy places the organism in Eukaryota, Viridiplantae, Streptophyta, Magnoliopsida, Brassicales, Cleomaceae. The record is from RefSeq and is a predicted model, not a curated record.
AAUAAUAAAAUCCCAAUUUCGCUACGGACAAAAAUCCAGAAACGAGGGUUGCUCUCUGCAGGGAUUUUGGAGACAUCGAGUAGUGGGAUUGUCGAGGAUAAGUGGAUUUUGUAUGAAUCGUUGGGUCUUCGUCUUCAUCGAAGUGGUAGGACGAAACUUCGAGCUUUUUCGGCGUCAGAUUCGGCCUCCGGGUCCGGGCUAGGGUUUCUGGUGGUGAGAAUCAUGGCUGAGGUUGUACUGCAUAUAUACGAUGUGACGAACAGCGGAUCGGAGAAGACUAACAACACCAUUGUUCAGAUCAACAGAAUCUUCAAGGACGGGAUCGGUCUUGGAGGCAUCUUCCACAGCGCCAUUCAGGUAUUCGGAGAUGAAGAAUGGUCUUUCGGGUUCUGUGAAGAAGGAACGGGUGUAUUCAGUUGUCCUAGCAGCGAGAAUCCCAUGUACGCGUAUCGUGAAAAGAUUGUCAUCGGGAGAACAGAGUGCUCGAUCUUCUUGGUAAACCAGAUCUUGCGGGAACUCAGCAGGGAAUGGCCAGGACACUCGUACGACUUGUUGUCCAAAAAUUGCAAUCACUUCUGCAAUGAAUUCUGUGAUAGGCUUGGUGUGCAAAAGCUCCCUGGUUGGGUGAAUCGUUUUGCCCAUGCCGGCGAUGCAGCCUUAGAAGUGGCGGGUAACACAGCUACGCGGUUAAGGCAAGCGAAAACCGAGGUAGUUUCAGCUAGUAAAGUGGCAUACCGGUUCCUAGCGGGUCUUACUUCGAACGUAACCAAUGGCGGACCUCAACGACCCCCUGACGACUCAAACAGAGGGAACCCUAGAUUUCAAGCAACAUGGCUCAAAGGGCUCAUUAGCGGUGCCAGACCCACCACUAGUACCGAUAUCGAGAACAAGGAUGAAGAUGAAGAUUCAUCACAGCAGCAGCAGAAGCAGAAACUGAACCCGGAUUCCAAUGUCACGUUGCAUCAAUGAAGCAAGCAAUCAUUAUUGGGUUUUUAAAGCAAAUCUUCUGUACAUGUUACCGGUUGAAAUCUUCAACACGUUAUUAAGAACCGUAUUCGUAUUUCAUUACCCUUUGUACGGUUGUACAAUUCAGACCAGUUCAGUUCCCUGAA